This is a messenger RNA of Ooceraea biroi (clonal raider ant), 983 nucleotides long. RefSeq lists its product as uncharacterized. The record is from RefSeq and is a predicted model, not a curated record. Lineage: Eukaryota; Metazoa; Arthropoda; Insecta; Hymenoptera; Formicidae.
GUUGGCGCCACUGCUGUUUUAAAAGUUUUGAAUGAUGGUGUGGUUGAGCGUCCGUAGCAACUGUAACUGAUCGAGUGGGAUCCCGAGUUCUGUUUACUUCAAUUUACUCGCAAUUCUGAUGGAUUCCGAGGCGCUCAAGUGCGAUUUAUUUCACGCGCUACAAAAUCACGAUCACAGCGUUAUGCCGAAAUGGAAAGCUUCGUGCCAGGAGUUUCGCUCGCACAUCGCUGUCAAAUUCAAGGAGAGACUCCUUCGUCAGAAAGAUCGCACCGAGAAGAAAUCUGCCAAUGACAGAAAGGUGUCAGAGUUGCAACAGGAGAGUGACACAGUUGGAUCGAAUAUAGACGCGGUCGCGUUGCAGUGGAAGGUAACGGACAAGAAGAUAUCCAAUGCCAUAAAGUCACAGGAGAGCGUGAAGGAUGAAAUGGAAAAACUGAAGGCACAGGAAGACACCCUGUCGCUGGAAAUGGUGGAUGUAGAACUUGAGAGGGAGACAAAAAGGAGAAACAAGGUUUUGAAGUGGGACGCUAUUAAACGCGCAUGCCAAAUCUACAAACAUAACUUGGACAUACAUAUAAGUCUCCAAGAGGAGGAGGAUCGUCAGGAAGUAAAAUUUUCCUUUUUUACGCAGAGCGCAGUCACAAAGGACAAGUACUUUGUUCAAUUGUCAUGCAGUGAUAAUCAUUGGAAAGUUGAACAGAUCGAACCAAAUGUAAGAAGAGAACAUUUCAAUCAAUUAUCCAUCACGACCGAUCCUUCUGAUCGUUCCAAAGUGCCAGAUCUCACGCUAUUUUUGUGCCAGAUAAGAAAUAUAUUUUUAAAACAUUACAUGAAAACGGGGAAAAAGCAAUAAAUGUGAAAAGAAUUGUUAAUAAGAUUGUAUAUACAUUAUGUGAAAAUUUAGUUUGAAUAUAUCUCAUAAGAUAGUUUUAUCUUUUUCUGCAAGAGAGAUCUUUAUUAAUAAAAGUUGAUACCUAAAAAAA